AUGGGAAAGAAAGAGGGAAAUGGUCACAAUAAUAUGUAGCAUAUUUUACAAUUAAAUUUUACAAUUAAAUAUGCGAGUAUGAUAUAAAAUUUGUAUUAAAUGUAAAACAUUUAUUAUCGUUAAAUUCUAUUUUUCAGCAAUAAUGUAUUUAUUAAGCUGUAAUAAGAUGGAAUUUCUUAAUGGCUGCAUGGCAAGUCUGCAGAAGGGGAUUCAAACCUUUCAGGUUGCUACGCAACAGCCGUCUUCGGUCACGCAUGUGCGCGGUGCAUAGUGGGAGUAUCCGCACGAUGCUGAAUCAGUGCAGGACCAGGAGGAGGCUGAAAAUGGUGCAGCAUCAACAAGGGAAAAAAACGCUGCGGUCGCGUCAACGGAAUGAUGUGCCAUCCCUUAAACUCUCACUUUGAGAUUUUACUCCGACGACAGAAGAACAGGUAAAUGGCAGGGUUUGGUAAGGUGCUGGCCAACCGAUGCAGUGUGUAGGGCCCGUUGUCCACGGCGACGAAAACAUGAACGGGGCGGGGGAGCAGGUUGACAUCCUGCCCCCCAACUGCUUGGUAAAAGAGCGUUGGAAAGUGCUGAAGAAAAUAGGUGGCGGAGGGUUCGGAGAGAUAUAUGAGGCCUAUGACCUGUUAACACGGGAAAAUGUGGCUUUAAAGGUGGAAUCUGCCCAGCAGCCAAAACAAGUGCUAAAGAUGGAGGUUGCUGUACUGAAGAAACUACAAGGAAAGAAUCAUGUGUGCAAAUUCAUUGGAUGUGGAAGAAAUGACAAGUUCAAUUAUGUUGUCAUGCAGCUGCAGGGAAGGAAUCUUGCUGAUCUGAGGCGGAGUCAGCCUAGAGGGACUUUCAGUAUGAGUACAACUCUACGGUUAGGGAAACAGAUCCUGGAGUCUAUUGAAGCAAUUCACUCUGUGGGCUUCCUGCACAGAGACAUUAAACCUUCUAACUUCGCCAUGGGCCGGUUGCCGUCCACCUGUAGGAAGUGUUACAUGCUGGACUUUGGUUUAGCGCGACAAUACACAAAUACGAAUGGGGAAGUGCGACCGCCAAGGACGGUGGCAGGAUUUAGAGGAACAGUUCGCUAUGCUUCCAUUAACGCUCAUAAAAACAAGGAAAUGGGUCGUCAUGAUGACCUGUGGUCAUUAUUUUAUAUGCUGGUAGAGUUUACUGUUGGACAGCUACCAUGGCGUAAGAUAAAAGAUAAGGAGCAAGUGGGGCAGAUCAAGGAACGUUAUGAGCAUAGGAUGCUAUUAAAACACAUGCCCGCAGAGUUUCAUAUCUUCUAUGACCAUGUGCUGGAUUUAGAUUACUUCACCAAACCUGAUUAUCAGUUGUUAAUGUCAGUAUUUGAAAACAGCAUGAAAGAGAGGGUCAUAACUGAGAAUGAGCCAUAUGACUGGGAAAAAUCUGGAACAGAUACAGCCCUCCCCACCAGCACACCACCGCAACAAAAUACACGACAGACUGCAGCCAUUGUGGGGAUAGUGAAUGUGACACCUGUUCCCGGGGAAUUACCACGUGAGAACACUGAUGAUGUUCUGCAAGAUGAACACCUGAGUGACCAGGAGAACGCUCCACCUGGUUUAAUACCCAGCAGGCCUAUUGAGCCCACACCAGCCCCACCUGCUGGUGAAGGAUGGGAUGAAACUGACUUUAAUCGUAAUAAACUCAGGAUUAGCAUCAGUAAGACGCAGGUAGCAGCAGCAGAGGAGGGAGAGGAGCCUGUUGGAGGGUUGCGGCCUGUAUCUCCGGGUAGGAGUGGGGAAGUAGAAGUCCAUGCCUGCCCUUCAAGGUAUCGAAGAGUCAACAGUCCAGAAUCAGACCGCCUGUCUGCUGCAGAUGAUAGAGGAGAUGGUGCAGAUAAGCGCUCUCGUAUGGACAUGCUGGGUUCUCCAUCCAGACACGUCUACUCCUCCCAGCCUGCUCUGAUGUUCUCUAUAGACGCUGGACAGGGAGAUCGACUGGCCGGUGGCCGCCAUGACAUCUCUGCAGAUGGUGACCAGGAGGCCCACAGUAACGCCUUCAUCCGCUCGGUUCCACUGGCAGAAGAAGAAGACUUUGACAGCAGAGAGUGGGUAAUGAUCGAUAAAGAAACAGAGCUGAAAGACUUUCAUCCUGGGGCAGAGCCAACCACCUCAGGCACCACUGAUGAGGAACCUGAGGAAUUACGCCCCCUUGAAGACCACGAGGAGAGGAGAAGAAGAGGAGGUGGUCAUGGACUGGGCGGAGCUGAGGCGGUGGUGCGACCCAAAACGCAACGUGGGAUGAUGCUCGUAGCAGAGGAGGAGGGGGCAGGGCCAAGCCCCACCCAUUUACCUGGUCACUUUUUGCCUCAUACCUGCCCAAGAAGAAGGGAGUCAGAGCCAUUUGGACCCGAUGGACCGGAGAUCGCAGAGACUGAAUGCUUACCCAGCACCUCUCAAACAGGUCUGAAGCGAGUGGACUUCAUGUCUGGUGUGUUGAUGUUUGAUGACCUGGGAGAGGAGGGUGCACAGACACGAGGCUCAGGCAGUGACGGAAGCCCACGUAGUAGUGAGGGAAGCCCAGAGGGUGCAGCAUCCACCCUGCUUGCCCCCGCCCCCGCCCACCGAGACCACGAUCAGGAAGAAGGCUCACGCACCUUGGUGCUGGUCUCCGCUGGUAAUGGCCAGGUUUCACCUGGAGACGGGCAGGGUACCCUGAACGCAUUGACGCCGCAGGGAGAGCGACCUGUGCCCGAUGAAUCUGAACCCGGAACCUUGUCCUCCGUCCUCAGGUCGGAGCCCAGGCCUAUCGUUAUGACAACUGCAGCUGUGAUCACCAGUGGCUCUUGCUCGCCUCCGUUCACCAAAGUGGAACGUACUUUCAUCCAGAUUGCGGAGACGUCACAUCUUAAUGUCAUGAGAGCCAGACGCCGUUCACCUGGAUUGGAUGAGGCAAUAUGUGCGGAGCGUGACGAGUCAGGUGGGGAGAGAAAACAAAAGGAAGAACAAAAAGAAGUGAAACAAGAGAGAAAAAGAGAUGGAAUAACAGUGGAAAGGGAAUAUAAAAACAGGGAAGAAGAAAAGAAAGAUGAUGAGAAGAUAAAGGAAGAAAGUAAAGCUGAGAAUAAUAGCAAAUCUGAAGAACUUGAGAAGGAAAUAGCAUGUGGUGGUGACGAAGCAAAGACUUCGUUUUUAGCUGGAUCCCUUGACCAACCAGAGACUACAGCUAUUGGCCCUGCAGAGACGCACUCUACAGAAACCAAAAUGGAUGUCAGACCAGUAGUAGAGCAACAAACUCAACAAGAGCAAGAAAAGUGUCCCUCUCCGACCCCUGAACAACAGAAAGAUGCAGAUGUGGAAGAUGUGAACGGUGUGUCUCCACAGGGAGCAGAACUACACAAUAAAAAGCCUGAGUCGACACAAAAACGAAGCCGCAUUCCUGUACUUAUGUCGGAGGAUGAAACCGGCUCGGACAAGUCAUCUCAGGCAAGUCAAGAACAGCUGCAAAGAAUUCGCAAAAGCCACCACCAACACCUUGCACGUCUCGUUCUGGAGCGUAAACAGACACAUCUGAUUCGAUCUCGGUCAGCCUCCUCCCGCUCCCCAACACUGUCGACGACAGCAUCUGAGGAUGAAGCCAACCAAUCAGAUGACUCCGCUAGACGGGAGACAGGAGCUGAAGGACGCAACAGAAGCAAGAUCCCUCGGCCAGCCACACCCAUAAGGCGGUCUUCCGACCAAUCGGGAAGCACGAAACUCCCACAGACGCAGAGAUCUGUGUCUUUUAUUCAGUACAGAACCAACAGUUCUCUCAAUCCCAGGAUUCAAAAGUCUGCAAGUCUCCACACAAAUAUCCAUCAGCAGCCGCAACAGCAUCAGAAACCUCAGCUCCGACCCUCUAAAACACUUCCACCUCGUCCUCCAACUUCGUCCCCAUCCCACUCACCAGGAAGUCGCACCGCCACACGCGCUGUUUUUCGUACCUCGGCUCCCAAUGCCCCCCGAAGCAUUAGCACCUCCCCCCGGAGUUACGCCACCUCUCGCACCGAUAGCCCCUCCCCGCAGCGCAUCCGCCGACAGCCCACAUCCAAUGAAACGCAAAGGCACCCCCAGCAGCCCAAACCUCCUUGCCCAUCACAGUCCAAACCCAAACCUCAGGACUCCACCUCCAAAAAGAGCAAACUCUACUCAUCAACCCCAUCCCAAAAAGGGAAGAAAGAACCAAUGGAAUCCAAGACUAAACCAAGAUAAUUAGAGUGCAAUGAAUGAGGACUUUUAUGAUCAUCCAGUCUGAAUUCUCUAGAUUGCUUCUCAUCUGCUAGGCCAUAAAAUUCAGUGUUGGACAGAAGAUGAACCACAACAGACUCAACCAAAAGAUAUUAUUCAGCCAAGAGACUGCAACAGCUACUUAAAUACCUCUAUUGAGGAGAACCUCUGACAUUUACACACAUACACAUUGAGUGUAGAAAACUGUGUGUGUGUGUGUGUGUGGUUAUCAUGAAGAAGUGUGUUGGACAGUUCAACACACCUCAUAUGCCUUAAACCUUCAAUGGAAAUAAUUGCUGCCAUCACUUCAAGGCUUCCACAGGCUGUAUCCUCCUGUUAAACACCAUUGUCACGUCCAAUCACACAAUCAAUCCUAUUAUAUGCUUUA
This is a messenger RNA of Paramisgurnus dabryanus, 4614 nucleotides long. RefSeq names its product tau tubulin kinase 1b (gene ttbk1b). Gene Ontology annotation, biological process: protein phosphorylation. The record is from RefSeq and is a predicted model, not a curated record. NCBI's taxonomy places the organism in Eukaryota, Metazoa, Chordata, Actinopteri, Cypriniformes, Cobitidae. Gene Ontology annotation, molecular function: ATP binding; protein kinase activity.